UGUCAGAGGAGCUUGGACUAGAAAACCUGGACUAUCACAGUUUGUUUCUCUUCUGUUUGUUAGAUUUACUUUGUUUUAAUUCAAAUUGCUGUCCAAAUGUCUGCUGACUGAUGAGAAACAGGAAGAAUUCACACUGAAAUGGCAUCAACGGACAACGGGACAUGGCCUCGUCAUUCCUACAUCCCCCAUUAUCUCCUCAGUGAUGACCCUUUCACCUCCAAACUGUCGAGGGAGGCCGACAUUGUUGCAGGUUGUUACAUCGGUGUCAUAGGUAUCCUGUCUGCAGUAGGGAAUGGCUUUGUCAUUUAUGUGGGCAGCAGACAAAAGACCAAGUUGAAGCCACCAGAGCUGAUGACUCUUAAUUUAGCCAUUUUUGACUUUGGCAUUUCAGUGGGUGGAAAACCCUUUUUUCUUGUGUCUAGUUUCUGCCACCGCUGGGUGUUUGGCUGGUAUGGCUGCCGCUACUACGGCUGGGCGGGCUUCUUCUUUGGCUGUGGGAGUCUCAUCACGAUGACUUUGGUCAGCCUGGACCGCUACCUCAAGAUCUGUCACCUCAAAUACGGCUUGUGGCUGAAGCGGCAUCAUGUCUUCCUGUGUCUGGCCUUUGUGUGGAUAUACGCGGCCUUCUGGGCCACCAUGCCCCUGAUCGGCUGGGGUAACUACGCCCCAGAACCCUUUGGGACUUCCUGCACCCUGGAUUGGUGGCUGGCACAGGCAUCUGUGUCUGGUCAGAGUUUUGUCAUGUCCAUCCUCUUCUUCUGCCUCAUUCUUCCUGCUGGUAUCAUCAUCUUCUCUUACGUCAUGAUCAUCUGCAAGGUCAAGUCGUCUGCACAGGAGAUCUCGCACUUUGAUGCCCGUGCCCAGAACAGACAAGCCCUGGAGUUUAAACUCACAAAGGUGGCCAUGCUGAUCUGCACAGGCUUCUUGCUAGCCUGGACGCCUUAUGCCUUGGUGUCAGUGGUGUCGGCUUUUGGCAAGCCAGACUCAGUGCCCAUCCCUGUUUCCGUAGUUCCCACUUUAUUGGCCAAGUCUUCUGCGAUGUACAAUCCUAUCAUCUACCAGCUCAUUAACCUUAAAAGUCCCUGUAGAAAACCAGGCAGUUCAGAAGUCUUCAAGAAACACAAAAAACAUAGAAAGUCAAGGUUCUGCACCGUCUGUGACUCCUUAGAGGGUCCACAACCAGGCACAGAAGCGUGCAUGAAGAUGCAGGAGAUGCAUACAACCAUGUGAUCCCCGCCUACCGCGCCUCACUGGACAAGUCUCCUCUGCUUUCUUUGUUUCCUUCUGUUGCAGUUUGAUGGAGGAAGGACCUCUGCUGGGCGCCCUUCUACCUUUAGAGAACGUAUUCACCUUCGGCUGCUCUAAAAAUAGUUGCGCUUAUGCUGAUGACAUUAAACAUGUUUUUAGCGUCGCGGUAUGAUGCUGCCAUCUGUCUGAAGACGCGUAGAUCAAUAAGGACGUGCAGUAAGUACUGAAAUAUGAAGGAAGUAUUGUUUUUGCAUGCACUACUGAAGCCAUACUCGUACGAGCAUAAAUACACACACUAAUAAAACCACAUCGAUGGACAUCUAUGUGUACACAAGGUGUGACGUGUGUGUGUGUGAGUGAGGACAGACAUGUUUGUCAAAGGUUGGAUGCGUUGUUCAAACUAAGAGAUGUGUAAUAUAUGUGCAGUCUGCGCACGCUUAUGACACCAAAGGUGAAAAUGGAUACUCAUGAAGGAUGAGUUUC
Messenger RNA from Thalassophryne amazonica, 1731 nucleotides. RefSeq names its product opsin 5 (gene opn5). Gene Ontology annotation, biological process: G protein-coupled receptor signaling pathway. Gene Ontology annotation, molecular function: G protein-coupled receptor activity. The transcript has 7 exons. The record is from RefSeq and is a predicted model, not a curated record. Bases 139 to 1230 code for a protein of 363 amino acids. Gene Ontology annotation, cellular component: membrane. NCBI's taxonomy places the organism in Eukaryota, Metazoa, Chordata, Actinopteri, Batrachoidiformes, Batrachoididae.